AUGAGUGCUCAACAAAAUGAAAAGGAAAAACAUGACGCGCUUUCGUCCAAGCGAACGGUUUCCCUUCCACUGCACAUGGUGGAUGAUCCAAUGGGGGUAACAGAUGAAACCUCGCGUGUAAAUAAUCACUGGAAGCGAGAGAAAUCUCAGCUGGAAAUACCGACCAGCACAUUGGAAGAGUGUUGUCAGGAUUUUGUUGGAAUAAGGAUGCCGCUGACGCCGAGUCCAACUCCUAGUCAUAAGAGAGUGAAUUUUCUUGUGACUUCUCGCUCUGUUGAUGCUCCAAGACCUUCUUCUUCUUCAGCUUCGAGAGGCAAAUCAUCCAUGAGAAACAUCUUACCACGAUUCGGCUUCAAGAAUCGUCAAUCGCUUGACAUUGAAAAGUCUGUUACUGCAGUUCCAGAAGCUUCUUUUUCUGGCCAUCAAGACAAGUCCUCAAUCUCCAGAUCAGUGUCUCUCACCAAGAUGUUCACUCCUAAGAUUAAUAGAACGUCUUCGUUACCGGUAGAAGAAAUUGGGCGUGCAAACGUAGAAUCUGCUCUGGGUGGAACUCUUGGUGCUUCUCCAUGCGGAGGAGAGCCCCAGGGGAUGAUAGCUCGUUCUCGUUCAGUGCCUGUCAAUAGCAAAGAAAAAGGCAUCAGGAGAAUGGAUUCAGUUUUCCGCAUCAUUCCUUCCACUCCUCGAGUAAAUAAAGUGAAUGAAUCAACAAAGGAUACUGAAAAUGGUGAUGGUGAAGAUAUUGCUGAAGAGGAAGCAGUGUGUAGAAUUUGUCUGGUUGAUCUAUGUGAAGGAGGUGAGACAUUGAAGAUGGAAUGCAGCUGCAAAGGUGAACUUGCUCUGGCUCACCAGGAAUGUGCUGUUAAAUGGUUUAGUAUCAAGGGUAACAAGAUCUGUGAUGUGUGCAAGGAAGAGGUGCGGAACCUCCCCGUCACUCUCUUACGAAUCCGAAGUGUUCGAACUCAGAAUACUGGAGCAAGGUCCGAGCAGGGAGAUGAAUACAGGCAUGCUCGUUCCUUGAUUUGGCAGGAGCUCCCAGUGCUUGUUAUUGUCAGCAUGCUUGCCUAUUUCUGUUUCCUGGAGCAGCUGUUGGUUGGAAAAAUGGGAACCAAGGCAAUUUUCAUCUCUCUUCCAUUUUCAUGUGUACUGGGUCUACUAUCCUCCGUGACAUCAACGACCAUGGUGAAGAGUAGGUUCAUCUGGAUAUAUGCAUCUGUCCAAUUUAUUUCGGUGGUCCUAUUCGCCCAUAUCUUUUACCCCUUGGUUGGUAAGCAUGCGGUUUUGUCCAUCCUUCUUGCAACAUUUGCUGGGUUUGGUGUUGUGAUGAGUGGAAGUUCAAUUCUUUUGGAGAUUUCUAGGUGGAGAAGAAGAUGGCAAGCUUUGUCAGAGCAGCAGCGUAGUUCUUCAUAG
Sphenostylis stenocarpa is the source of this 1407-nucleotide messenger RNA. The record is from the annotation of a GenBank genome assembly. NCBI's taxonomy places the organism in Eukaryota, Viridiplantae, Streptophyta, Magnoliopsida, Fabales, Fabaceae.